Molecule: messenger RNA, 2169 nt
Organism: Rotaria sp. Silwood1
Lineage: Eukaryota; Metazoa; Rotifera; Eurotatoria; Philodinida; Philodinidae
Source: the annotation of a GenBank genome assembly
AUGAAAGCUUCCCUCAUGCCACAUCACUAUCAACAACUUUUUGAUGAUUCAUUUUUACAAGGCAUUACCUGUAAACCACAACACGCUAUUAACAUCGGUUCUCAUUCUCCUUUAGCUGAACAUCCACGUCGAGUCUCACACCUUAAUCGACAAAUUAUUAAUAAUGAAGUUAAGAAAAUGUUAGAUAAUGGAAUUAUUGAACUUUCGAAUGCCCCUUGGGCUUCUCGUGUUGUUAUAGCUAAGAAAUCUCAUGGAUCUCCAAGGUUUUGCAUAGACUAUCGGCGUUUAAAUUCCAUUACUCAAAAAGAUGUUUAUCCAUUACCUCGUAUCGAUGAUGUCAUUGAACGUUUAAAUGGAUCUCAAAUAUUUUCGAAACUUGACUUACGUAAUGGGUACUUUCAAGUACCUUUAGCACCUGAAAAACGUGCUAAAACUGCAUUUACAACUCCUGAUGGUCUUUGGGAAUUUACCAGAUUAUCUCAAGGAUUAAAAAAUUCACCAUCAGUUUUUCAACAAUUAAUGAACGAAACCCUUGGAUUAUUACACGUAAAUCAAGUAUGUCAAGUAUUACAUGCCUCAAAUUUUAAAUUAAACUAUAAUAAAUGUGCAUUUUUUCAACGUGAAAUUUCAUUUCUUGGCCAUAAAAUUAAUGCUGAUGGUUGUUCACCUAAUAAUGAUAAUAUUCGUUCUAUUACUCAAUUUCCUUUACUACAAUCCAGUAAAGCUGCUCCUUUUUUACAAAUGGUUGGCUGUUACCGAAAAUUUAUUCCUCGUUUUUCUCAAAUAUCAGCGUCACUCAAUAGAUUUACUUGGAAAGCAAUUGAAAAAAAAUAUUCUGCUAUUGAACUUGAAGCAUUAGCUAUUUGGUGGAGCGUUACUCAAAGAUUUCGAUCAUAUAUUGAAGGUCAACAAUUUUUUCUUGAAACUGAUCAUAAACCAUUAAUAUCAUUAAUGAAAAAACCUUAUCAUAAUGCUCGUAUUGAACAAUGGAUGACAACAUUACAACAAUAUAAUAUGAUUAUCCAACAUAUACCUGGAAGAGAUAGUACAACAGCUGAUGCUCUUUCCCGUUAUCCAGUUGAUCAACCUGAUGUUAAUGACGAAGAUGCACCACGUCUUGUUACUUCUUCAACUCAAACUGAAGAUCUUUCAACAACAACAACACCUAGGAUAUCACGAUCUACUCCACCUGUUGUAUCUUCUUCUUCAUCUCUUAAUGACAUUAAUAUUUCAUUCGAUCAUGAUACAUUAAAUCUACAUCAAAAUCAAGAUUCUGCUAUCCAGGCAAUAAAAAAUGUUUCACCAUUAAAUUCUAAAUAUACACUUGAUGAUUAUAAUAUCCUUUAUAAAAUUAUUACUCGAAAGAAUGGUCAUGUUCUUCAAUUACCUUAUGUUCCUGCUUCUUUAACUUCUCAAGUAUUAUUAAUGCAUCAUAACUCGACAUUCAGUGGUGGCCAUUUCGGUAUUAAACGCACUUUUUACAAGAUACACAACCAUUUUUUCUGGCCGGAUAUGUACAAAGAUAUCGAACGACAUAUUUUAUCGUGUAUUAAUUGUCGAAAGAAUAAACCUUCCCGUCGAAAAUCUGAUGGUCAUUUACAUCCAAUUGAACCAUCUCGUGGAGUUUGGGAAUAUCUUACUAUGGAUUAUGUUGGUCCUGUUACUCAAUCAAAAUCCGGUAAUAAAUACUUUCCAGUACUAACCGAUUUAUUUUCGAAGCUCGUCAUCACCAAAGCCGUCCCCGACAAUACGUCAACAACAGCUGCUAAAUUUUUAUUAUAUGAUGUCUUUAUGAUCUAUGGUGUUCCAUUUGAAAUUGUUACUGAUAAUGGCACACAUUUUUCUCCUUCGUUGUAUGAAUUCCUACUCAAGUUGACUCAAUGUUGUCAUGUUAAAACCACACCAUAUAACCCCAAAGCCAACGAUCAAUGCGAAAGACAUAAUGCAACUCUAGUACCUAAUCUAGUUGCACUUUCGAAUCAAUCUCGAUCUAAUUGGGUUGACAAAUUAGUCGCUACAACUUUUAAUUAUAAUGCUACUCGACGUGAUUCUACUGGUUAUACCCCAUUCGAAUUAAUAUUUGCUCGUCAACCUCGUUUUGUAGCUGAUUUAUCCUCAUCAUUUCCAUCAAGUUCUCAUACUAUUUGUCAUUAUCAUCAUACUAUGUAA